Molecule: messenger RNA, 1068 nt
Organism: Striga hermonthica
Lineage: Eukaryota; Viridiplantae; Streptophyta; Magnoliopsida; Lamiales; Orobanchaceae
Source: the annotation of a GenBank genome assembly
AUGAAUUUUUCGGAUGUGGAUUUUGAGCUGAGAGAAGUUCAGCAACUCGAAGGUCACGCCGAUAAGGUUUGGAACGUCGCCUGGAAACCGGCAACCGGAGCCGACGGUGUCCCCGCCGUGCUCGCUUCUUGCAGCGGAGAUAAAACUAUCCGCAUCUGGGAGCAAAGCCCCCUUACCGGAUCUUUCCAGUGCAAGGCAGUUUUGGAGGAUACUCAUACUAGGACUGUUAGAUCUUGUGCUUGGUCGCCCUCGGGCAAAUUGUUGGCGUCAGCAAGUUUUGAUGGCACCACUGCAAUAUGGGAAGAUGUUGAUGGCGAAUUUUCCUGUGUUUCCACUCUAGAGGGUCAUGAGAAUGAAGUUAAAAGCGUCUCCUGGAAUGCAUCUGGAUCGUUGCUCGCGACUUGUGGUCGAGACAAAUCAGUUUGGAUAUGGGAAGUAUUACCCCAUAACGAGUUUGAAUGUGUUUCAGUUUUACAAGGACACACACAGGAUGUCAAAAUGGUGCAAUGGCAUCCUUCAAUGGAUAUUCUGUUCUCAUGCAGCUAUGACAAUGCAAUCAAGGUCUGGGCGGGUGAUGGAGACAAUGAUGAUUGGCAUUGUGUACAAACUUUAAAUGAAUCCAACAGCGGACAUACAUCUACAGUCUGGUCCUUAUCUUUUAAUACCAGUGGAGACAAGAUGGUUUCCUGCAGUGAUGAUCUCACCGUUAAGAUAUGGAAAUGUGACAUCGUGAAGGCACAUUCUGGAGAUGGCAUUGCACCUUGGACGCAUCUCUGUACUCUCUCUGGUUAUCACGACCGAACUAUUUUUUCCAUCCACUGGUCCAGGGAGGGAAUAAUUUCCACUGGUGCAGCUGAUGAUGCCAUACGCCUAUUUGUUGAGAAUGAAGAUGACCUGGUUGAUGGGCCUGCAUACAAAUUGCUUCUGAAGAAAGAGAAGGCACAUAAUGUGGAUGUAAAUGCUGUGCAAUGGAGUUCCGUGGAGAGCAGGCGUCUUGCAUCUGCCUGUGAUGAUGGAACAGUGAAGAUAUGGGAACUUUGCUCGUCAACUGGACACGACAAACAAUAA